Molecule: messenger RNA, 3119 nt
Organism: Podarcis muralis (Common wall lizard)
Lineage: Eukaryota; Metazoa; Chordata; Lepidosauria; Squamata; Lacertidae
Gene: SLC35A2
Product: solute carrier family 35 member A2
Biological process (GO): pyrimidine nucleotide-sugar transmembrane transport
Cellular component (GO): Golgi membrane
Molecular function (GO): pyrimidine nucleotide-sugar transmembrane transporter activity
Source: RefSeq, a predicted model, not a curated record
GCGUCGGGACGCUGGGAUGCGGAAGUGCCGGCUGCGGCGGGGGAACUCGGUUGCCCGGCGGUUGCCACCAUGGCAGCGGCUGGGGGGUCGGGGAGCAGCGGCGGCGGGAGCCCGGUGGCCGCAGGAGGUAACAGACGGUUGAAAGUACAUCAGCUUAGCUGUCUUGGUGGUUCAGAAUGCCUCCCUCAUCCUCAGUAUCCGCUAUGUGCGCACGCUGCCUGGGGACCGCUUCUUUGCCACUUCCGCUGUGGUUAUGGCUGAAAUCCUUAAGGGAGUCACCUGCCUGCUGCUCAUCUUCAUUCAGAAAAAAGGUAACCUGAAACAGUUUGCUGCUUCCUUGUAUGACUCGAUUGUGGUGCAGUAUAUGGACACACUCAAACUCGCAGUGCCUUCUCUCAUUUACACCCUCCAAAACAACCUCCAGUAUGUGGCCAUCUCCAACCUGCCUGCAGCCACCUUCCAGGUCACCUACCAACUGAAGAUCCUCACCACAGCUGUCUUCUCUGUGCUGAUGCUCCGCAAGAGCCUGUCCCGUCUCCAGUGGCUGUCCCUUGUGCUCCUUUUUGUCGGUGUGGCCAUUGUCCAAGUGGAGCAGCAGCAGGCAGGGGGCAGAUCACCCCCUGGAGGCCAGGGAAUGCAACAGAACUACAUGGUGGGGCUUGUGGCCGUGGUGGUAUCAUGCCUGUCAUCUGGCUUUGCCGGAGUCUAUUUUGAAAAGAUCCUCAAGGGCAGCGCAGCCUCCGUCUGGCUACGUAACGUCCAACUAGGCAUCUUCGGAACCUUGCUGGGGCUGUUGGGGCUGUGGUCCACGGAGGGGGCAGCCGUGGCUGAGCGUGGAUUCUUCUUUGGCUACACCCCGCUUGUGUGGGGAGUGAUCCUGAACCAAGCUUUUGGCGGCCUGCUGGUGGCUGUGGUGGUGAAAUAUGCUGACAACAUCCUCAAGGGCUUUGCCACCUCCUUCUCCAUCGUAGUGUCCACUGUGGCUUCCAUCUACCUCUUUGACUUCCACCUCAACCUGCUCUUUGCUCUAGGAGCAGGGCUGGUCAUAGGGGCUGUCUAUCUAUACAGCUUGCCCAAGGGACCUUUGGCCAGCCGCUCCUUAGCGGGGACAGCUACAGAGCAUCAGGGCCACGCAGCACAGAGCAAGGAACUUCCUUCUGUGACUACAGAUGGCUUCCUGUCCAAGUCAGUGUUGGUCAAUUGAGAAGAAAAGAUCACAUCCUCCAUACCUGUUUUUGGUUUCUUGUGAAGUUUCCACAACACUUGUCCUCCCCCUUCAAUUUAAAUCUAUCCCGCCUCUGAUUCUCUCCUGCCUCGUGCUCAUCUCUUCUUCUGCCCCCCCUAACUUUGUGCUGACCACUCACCCACUCUCUUCCACGCCGCCCCCAUCCCACUUCUUCCAUUGCCAACUCAACUUCUCCAGCUUCUCCCUGACUCUUAAAUGUUCUGUCUGUUUCUCCACUAUCCCUGUCUAGGGACAAUCCCUGCCCCACCAACAGAAGCAGCUGAAGGGCAAAAGCUGCUUUGGAAUCACCUGGGUCCUUUGCCUUGAGACCCACAAAACUCCCUCUUGUUUGGUCAGCAGGGAGCAAAUUCACAAAGAGGUGUAUUUUUGUAUGAACACUCUGAAUGAAGGAUCCCAUACAGCCACUGAAGGGGAUGUGUAUGUUGCUGUGGAGAUCACGUGCUGUGCAUAAGCAGAGAAGGGUGGAAGGAGACCUCAUCUGCCAUUGUGGAGCAUACAAAUGUUCUGGGUUAUUUUGGGUUUUUAAAAACGCCACCUUUGAAGUGGUAGGAUUUUGCUUGCUUACCACUGGCCACUGGGAAUCUGUUAAGUUAAUCUACUGUAGUAGAUGAAAAUUAAAUGAGAAGCGUUCUGAGUGUGUGUGCUUGUGGGAGGGUGAGAGUGGCAGAACUUGUAUGUUUGUGAAGUGAGAAAAAUUGAGAGGAGAGGAGAACUGGAUAGGAAGUUGGUAGUGAGGGAGGGGGCUGCUAGAAGCCCUGGUUCUCUUCUUUCUGUAGCUCUGGGUGGAUAGUUGGAACUACUGGAUCAUAGCAGGAUUGGAGCUGGGUUCUAGGCAACCUUAAUUAUUUCCUGCCCUCAGCAUGUAUUUAGUGUCUAUAGUCUUUGAGGAUCACUGGGUAAAUGGAGGGGGAGCAUGAAUCACUAGUUACUAAUGAAGAUUUUCCUGUGGAAGACACUGCAGAACCAAACUGCAAUCUGCUUGUGUCAUUUAAUGCUUGAAGUAGCAGCAGUUGUGGGGGGUGAUGGGACAGGGAUGUCCCUUGUUGACAGUGCACAGAGGACUGACUUGCACAGAUGGGAGGUGGGAAAUCUUCAUCAACACUUGCCUUAUGCUGUGGCUCAAUGGAGGUACCUGGGAACCCAAGACUUGAACGCCAGAUACUCUGGAAUCCAAUGGCUGCCACUAGGGGUGGGGCAGAAAGCUGAAAAUCGGCACCAUUCAGAUUCUUUCAUACCCUUCAGCGUAGAACAUUGGGUGGGUCUAAAUUGCAACCAGGAUUCCUCGCUAGCUCGGCAGCCUGCACAGUGUAAGGCCCACUGACUGUAGUGCAGCCAUGCAUUUGAGGGCUGCUAGUUUUUCGGUUCCAGGCAAGCAGCCAAAGCAGGUCGCAGAUCCCCUCAUGAGCUGCCAUACAUGAUUGGUGGGCUGUGCUCAGCUUGGUGGAUCACCGAGUUGUGCAAACUGGAGCCUGAAGGGUUAAGCCAUGGAGGAGCGGGGGGGGGCACUGGGGGACUCGGGUGGUGGCAGCCGUGUCCAUUUUGGUGCCUCACUUUCCCCAGCUCUGCUCAUGGAGGGUUGGUGGGAGAGCAGCUGCCUUUAUAAGAAUCCUUACGCAUUCUGUUCCUGCUGGAGCGAUGUUUUGUGGGGGUCACUAAACCUAGAAAGGGUUUUUUGGCAUCAGGCGUAUCAGUCAGGUUUUGUGUUGGGGUGGGAAGAUAAUCAAAAGUAACAUGGUAUGUGUGUAUAUAUAUAUAUAAGGUUUUUAGAUUGCUGAUCAUUUUCUAUGAAUCCUGCUUUUUUUACAGAAAAAAAGCCUGUACCGUUUGCCAAUGUACAUGAACCACAGAUGAAUAAAGAGAGUGUAUUUAUUUA